CCUCUCUGAGUUAGGAUUCUUCUUCCUUUUUUUUUUUUAUUUUUCUUAAUUUCCUUUCUUUGGGGGUGAGAUGCCAGUAUGAAAACCCAGUAUGGAAAGCAGGUUAAGGAAGGAAAGAGUUAAUUGCUUUUAAGGCCCUGCAAUAGAGAAUUAUGGUUUGAAAGAUAGAGGCUGGACAGCUGGCUUUGCUGGGGUAUUUUUAAAUGCAUUAAUGCAGGCUCCAAUCACUCGGCCAUGCUUGACCUAUUUUUGGCUCAGGCCGACCAUUGUUCUAUUUCUGUGCCUGUGGGCCAUGCUGUUGUUGAUUCAUAUGCAAAUAGAUUAUCACUAGCUUUAGCCAACUUGAGCUGAGAGAGACGGAGAAAGGGAAGGGAGAGACACCGACAGAUAGGACACCCUGCGGAGCCAGCCGCUGGCAGGGUGAGGAUCCCUCCUUGAAACCCUAGCAAUCCAGGCAGCUAGACACCAGGUUUUACUUGUUUUUUUCCUUCCUUCCUCCACCCCCGUGGGUAGAGUUAAUAUUUUUCUACUUAUUCUUACAAAGAAAUAACCCCGAAGCACGUUCCUGUUGCCCACCUGCUUUUAGUUUCCAGGAUAACUAAAACUCCAGCGAGCUAGAGCAUCCAGGCGGCUUUCUGCCUUGCACACAGAUGGAGUGGCCGGAAGAGAGCAGCUCCUGGCUCAGCAAAGAAUGCACAGUAUGAUCAGCUCAGUGGAUGUGAAGUCCGAGGUUCCGAUGGGCCUGGAGCCCAUCUCACCUUUAGACCUAAGGACAGACCUGAGGAUGAUGAUGCCCGUGGUGGAUCCUGUGGUGCGUGAGAAGCAGCUGCAGCAAGAGCUGCUUCUUAUCCAACAGCAGCAGCACAUCCAGAAGCAGCUCCUGAUAGCGGAGUUUCAGAAGCAGCAUGAGAACCUGACCCGGCAGCAUCAGGCUCAACUUCAGGAGCACAUCAAGUUGCAACAGGAACUUCUAGCCAUAAAACAACAGCAAGAACUCCUAGAAAAGGAGCAGAAACUGGAGCAGCAGAGGCAAGACCAGGAAGUAGAGAGGCACCGCAGAGAGCAGCAGCUUCCUCCUCUCAGAGGCAAAGACAGAGGACGGGAAAGUAAGAGGCACCAGGGGGCGGCGGCAAGCACAGAGGUAAAGCAGAAGCUUCAAGAAUUCCUGUUGAGUAAAUCAGCCACGAAGGACACUCCGAGCAGUGGAAAGAAUCAUUCCGUGAGCCGCCAUCCCAAGCUCUGGUACACGGCUGCUCACCACACAUCGCUGGAUCAAAGCUCUCCACCUCUUAGUGGAACGUCUCCAUCCUACAAGUACACAUUACCAGGAGCCCAAGAUGCCAAGGACGAUUUCCCCUUGAGAAAAACUGCCUCAGAGCCCAACUUGAAGGUGCGGUCCAGGUUAAAACAGAAAGUGGCAGAGAGGAGAAGCAGCCCCUUACUCAGGCGGAAGGAUGGAAAUGUUGUCACUUCAUUCAAGAAGCGAGUGUUUGAGGUGACAGAAUCUUCAGUCAGUAGCAGCUCUCCAGGGUCCGGGCCCAGUUCGCCAAACAAUGGGCCCACUGGGAAUGUCCCCGAAAACGAGGCUUCAGCUUUACCUCCCACGCCUCAUCCUGAGCACCUGGUUCCACAGCAACGCAUCCUACUUCAUGAAGACUCAAUGAACCUGCUCAGUCUCUACACCUCCCCCUCCCUGCCCAAUAUCACACUUGGACUUCCAGCCAUGCCCUCAGCACUCAAUGCUUCUAACUCAUUCAAAGAAAAGCAGAAGUCUGAAACACAGAUGCUCAGGCAAGGCGUGUCUCUGUCUGGCCAGUAUGGCGGUGGCAUUGCCGCAUCCUCCACCCAUGCUCAUGCGGCCAUGGAGGGAAAGCCCAGCAGCAGCCACCAGGCGCUCCUGCAGCACCUGCUCUUGAAGGAACAAAUGCGACAGCAAAAGCUUCUUGUGGCGGGUGGAGUUCCCUUACACCCUCAGUCUCCUUUGGCAACAAAAGAAAGAAUUUCACCAGGUAUUAGAGGUACCCACAAAUUGCCCCGUCACCGACCCCUGAAUCGAACCCAGUCUGCGCCUUUGCCUCAGAGCACACUGGCUCAGCUGGUCAUCCAGCAGCAACACCAGCAGUUCCUGGAGAAGCAGAAACAGUACCAGCAGCAGAUCCACGUGAACAAACUGCUUUCGAAAUCUAUUGAACAACUGAAGCAACCAGGCAGCCACCUUGAGGAAGCAGAGGAGGAACUUCAAGGGGACCAGGCCAUGGAAGACAGAGCAACCGCUAGCGACAACAGCUCUGGGAGCAACAGCAGUGCUGGUGUGGAUGACACAUUGGGACAAGUUGGGGCUGUGAAGAUCAAGGAGGAACCAGUGGACAGUGACGAAGACGCUCACAUACAGGAAAUGGAGUGUGGGGAGCAGGCUGCUUUUAUGCAACAGCCACCCUUGCUGGAGUCCUCGCACACACGGGGACUUUCGGUGCACCAGGCUCGGCUAUCUGCAGUGGCCACCGACGGAUUAGAGAGUCACCAACUGAUCUCCAGGACCCAUUCUUCCCCGGCGGGCUCCGUGUCACCUCACCCAGCAGCAGACUGUCCCCGCCAGCCUGCCUCUACCACUGGCAUUGCCUACGACCCUCUGAUGCUGAAACACCAGUGUAUCUGUGGCAAUUCCAUCACCCACCCAGAGCACGCUGGGCGGAUACAGAGCAUCUGGUCACGGCUGCAAGAAACUGGGCUGCUAAAUAAAUGUGAGCGGAUUCAAGGUCGGAAAGCCAGCCUGGAGGAAAUACAGCUCGUUCAUUCUGAACAUCACUGUCUGUUGUACGGCACCAGCCCCCUGGACGGGCAGAAGCUGGACUCCAGGACACAUCUAGGUGAUGAUUCUCGAAAGUUCUUUUCCUCCUUGCCUUGUGGUGGACUUGGGGUGGACAGUGACACCAUUUGGAACGAGCUGCACUCGUCCGGUGCUGCACGCAUGGCUGUUGGCUGUGUCAUUGAGCUGGCUUCCAGAGUGGCCUCAGGAGAGCUGAAGAAUGGGUUUGCUGUUGUGAGACCCCCAGGCCAUCAUGCUGAAGAGUCUGCAGCCAUGGGGUUCUGCUUUUUUAAUUCAGUUGCAAUUACCGCCAAAUACUUGAGAGACCAACUAAAUAUAAACAAGAUAUUGAUUGUAGAUCUGGAUGUUCACCAUGGAAACGGUACACAGCAGGCCUUUUAUGCUGACCCCAGCGUCCUGUACAUUUCGCUCCAUCGCUAUGAUGAAGGGAACUUUUUCCCCGGCAGUGGAGCCCCGAAUGAGGUUGGAAUAGGCCAGGGAGAAGGCUACAACAUAAACAUUGCCUGGACGGGUGGCCUUGACCCCCCCAUGGGAGAUGUUGAGUACCUUGAAGCAUUCAGGACUGUGGUGAUGCCUGUGGCCAAAGAGUUUGAUCCAGACAUGGUCCUGGUCUCUGCCGGAUUUGAUGCACUGGAAGGACACAUCCCUCCCCUAGGUGGUUACAAAGUGACAGCAAAAUGCUUUGGUCAUUUGACGAAGCAGUUGAUGACACUGGCUGGUGGGCGUGUGGCAUUGGCUCUAGAAGGAGGACAUGAUCUGACAGCCAUCUGUGAUGCGUCUGAAGCCUGCACAAAUGCCCUUCUAGGAAAUGAGCUGGGGCCUCUUGAGGAAGAUGUCCUCCACCAGACCCUGAAUACAAAUGCUGCCGCUUCUUUACAGAGGGUCACCGAAAUCCAAAGCAAGUACUGGAAGUCGAUCAAGAUGGUAGCUGUUGCGAGGGGCUGUGCUCUGCCUGGUUCUCAGCUGCAGGAGGAGUCAGAGACCGUUUCUGCACUAGCCUCUCUGACAGUAGAUGUGGAACAGCCAUUCGCUCAGGAAGAUGGCAGAGCUGCUGGUGAGCCCAUGGAAGAGGAACCAGCUCUGUGAAGUGCCAAGUCUCCCCCGAUAUUUCCUGUGUGUGACAUCAUUGUGUAUCCCCCCCAACCCCAGCACCCUCAGACAUGUCUGCUGCCUGGGUGGCAUGGUUUGAUGGAACAUAAACACUGGGCACAAAAUUCUGAACAGCAGCUUCACUUGUUCUUUGGAUGGACUUGAAAGGAUAUUACAGAUUCCUGAAAUGUAACCACUGUGAUUCUAAAGUUACAGUAACCAGGAUUGGAAGAAACUGCUUCCAGCACGCUUUUAUGCUGGUGACCCACUACCAGACACAGUGCGAGCUACAAACCUUCAGUACAGCACUAGAUGGUGUCCGUUUCAGAAGCUAUGACAGCCAGUGAAAUUUUGAGGCAAAACCUGAGACAUAUGCAUUCCUAACUUUAUGAUCAGUGUUUUCUUCUGUAGUUUACUGUAGGCUGGAUGUAAAUUGUUUACAGGGUUUCUUUUCAGGUAUGAGUGGAUGGGAAUUACAGACAGAUUGCUGUGGGGUUUAGGGAUUUUUAUUGUUGUUGUUGUUGAUUUUUGUCUUUGUUCUAACACAUUUCCAUCCUGGUAAGAGUUCAAGAUGGAGCUGGGAUGAUGCUUUGUUCUAAUAGAAAAAAGUAUCACAAUGUAUCUGAACGUCCAAAAGGAACUUGCACACUGUGCCUACAAUGUGCAAUGGUGCGGUAUUUUGCUGGACUUUUACAUCUGUUUCAAGUUCACACAGGAUAGGAACUUGCAGCUUUAGGUAAUGAGGUCUCUCCACCCCCACGGGACUAUCUUGAGGACAGGGACUGUGGAAGUGCAUCUCUUAGGAGAUGUGCAGUCUGUGAAAAGCACAUAACUUCUCAAGGAUUGUAACUUGCUCCAGAUCUAUUUAGCGCACUUUCUCUUACCUUUGGUUUUCUGUCCCACUGCUUCUUCCUUCUUUUAGAAAAAUCACCCACAACUUCUCUGACACCAGGAGGAUUUUAGUAUUUGAUUUAUAUUGUUUACUUUUCAGGUUAAUCCACUUUUGACAUUUGAUUCUGCCUUGAAACUAUUUUAGUGCAUAUGGUUUAAGCGAUGCCACUGGAUUUUCCAGAUCUUAGAAAUAUGUGGACGAAGAUGACAAUGAUCUGAAGUCCCUUUGAAUGGGACUAAGCUAGGAGUUGUGCCUUCACAUGAAAACUAACACAGAGCUUAGCCUUUGCACAGGUAGCCUUUCUAGCAAAGGUUCAAAAUAAAGAACAUUUAUUUCUGAGAUUAAAAACAGCUUAUUAAAUAAAAUAUAAGCAAGUUAGCCACUGCUUCUGAAAAUUGUAUUUCAGUGUAUAACUCAAACACCUAAAGACAACGAGGUAGAAUAUCUCACAUAUUUAAUAUCUGACAUCGCUUUUGAACAUUGAUGUUUCUUUUUAUAUAUUUUCCUAACUUAAAGGAUAUAUUAAAGCCAUAAGUGAAGAUUGUCAUGCUUUUAUUCAGAAAUCUGAAAGAAACCUUAAUUAAAACAAGGUUUUAGAGAAGGCCAAGAUAUGAAAGACACGGAACAAUGUGGUUUUAGUUAGAGAGGACUCCAACCUGUAAAUCAAAGAUGAAAGAUCUCACUCACGUAGAAUUACAUAACUCCCCUUUGUUAUACAGUCCGACCACAUUUUUCAUGCAUUUAGUUUUUUUAGGAUUAGCAUUUUAAUUUUAAAGACUUUUAUUGCAUAUACAAAAAAAUGGCUCAAGACUUGGUCUAACCUCUUAGAAAUUUAAGAUACCCUUUGAAAUAGGAAAUCUGAAAUGGAAUGUAAUUCAGUAUUAGGUUAAAAAUUACUUUUAUUGCAUAAGGGUUAAGUCAAUCUAGAUUCAUAAUUGUAAUAAACUUCUUUGUAAAUUCCAUUUUCUUGAUGUUUUAGAGAAAUUUAUGCCAAUUAUAUUUGCUAGCUCUUUCUUUCUUUUCUGUAAUUGAGGAAAUUAACUAAAAGAAAAUCAAAGGCUUUAAAGGAUUGCAAAAGACCUUCUCACUUUAAAAUGGGGAAAGUUAUCAUACUUGAAAAGUUUUAAAAUCAACUUCAGAAUUACACUUCCCCAUCUUUGCGAAUAUACAUUAGAUGUCGGAUAACGAGACAAAACAAGUCAACUAAUUCACUGAUGCUCCUGCGACCUGACCUCAGAAGGUGACUUGCCAGUCUGAUGAAGCUAGAUCACUAGGACAUCUCUGAGAUAGUUUGGAGUUAAUCAUACGCUUCCGCCCCACCAUAUGACAGCACACCUAAUUGAUCGCAAUACAAGUAUAGAAUCCUGGGAUAGGCAACUAAACCCUGGUGGGGAAUGAUCACAGCUGAACGUAGUCAUUAAGAGCUGAGGAGUGCUGCACCAUAUUCCCUGUACCCUUACAAGACGGAGUGUGGCCCCAAAGGGCAGAGAGUAUCGGCAUCUCUGCUGCAGCUGACCAUCAUUUUAAGCAAAUAGUUCAACUGCUAUAGUUUUCUUAAACUACACAUUUAGAUUGUAUUGUUCCCAGUGGUCCCCGGUGGAAGGCUAAUUGAGAAGCAUUAUGGCUCCUGGGUCUCAGUCUGACCCUUUGGAAGAUGACCCCACAAAUUCCCUCAUAGUCUAGCAUAACUCACACAUGUUGAAAAAAUAAUGAUUUUUUGAGAAACAUGAGUCAAAAAUGUUGAAUUUAAGUAAUAGAAACAAAUAGAAAUGUUGUGAUCAAUUUUGUUUUCUAUAUAAUUAAAUAUUUUAUUUUCAAUUGAAAUAAGCAACCCUGGUAAGGAGUGAGCAAGUAUGAACAUCAGUGAAAAUUUAGGCUUUACGCCGAGCGUUGGUGGCACACGCUUUUAAUACCAGCACUCACAAGGCAGAGGCAGAUGGACCUCUGUGAGUUCGAGACCAGCGUGGUCUGCCAAGUGAGUUCCAGGGCAGGUUCCAAAACAAUACAGAGAAACCCUGUCUUGAAAAACAAAACAAAAUAAAAUAAAAUAAAAAUAGAAGAAAGAAAAUUUAGGCUUUGUGGCUACUGACUGGCAAGUGAAAAAAUAUUAGAGAGGAAGUAUUUUAAAAUAUUUUAUCUUAUUUGUAAUAUCCAUACUGUAGACAGAAUUCAGAUUUUGGAAAUAAUAGACAUAUGUGCUUAAAAACUCCCACAACUGACGUUUCCAUCCACAGUACUAAGAACGGAAAUGGAGUUCUCAGUGUGACUGUGACCCACUAGGAAUAUUUUCAUUCAUCUAAGUAAAAAUACAGUGCCCUUGAAAAGGGGUAUUCCUACCACAAAAAUUUCAAAAAUAUGGGACUAGUCUCUCUCAAUAGGUGAGACUUGCUUUAUUUCUAAAGGUCAGUCAUGAAGCUUUGUGGAUUUACUGAUAUCUUUACAGACUCCAUAUGGGAGUAACUGAGAAUGGUCCUUAGAGUCAGCCAGAAGAAACUCCUCCUACUCAGCACUUUUAAGCUUUAUUCUUUUUAUUCCAGCACUUAUGAUUAAGGUGAUUUAUUUAAAUUUUUUUUACUAUUUCUCUCUUCAAAAUUUCUUCUCAUUUGUUUAAUAGAAAUAAGUGUUAAUAUUUAAUAGCCCAAAAAAGAAGCCAAAUUUUUCUUUCAUAAAAUGAUUCAUUCUGAGCUUGAAAUAUCCAGCAGUCUAAUUGUGAUUUGUCUUUUCUAAUCUUAACUGUUAUAAUAUUUAUUUCCUGUUUUUGGGAAUGAAAUCAUGUGUUGAGAGAGAGAGAGAGAGAGAGAGAGAGAGAGGGAGAGAGAGAGAGAGAGAGCACCCAAUGGCAUACCUUUUGUAUUGCUUCCAUAAAGACAACGUUCCAUAAAGAAAUGAAAGGCAGAUUAUCUGAGGCAGACAAAAAAAAAAGCUUUCUGUUAUCUGCAAAGAUGGCCAUUGCUAUGGCGACACUCUCAAUCGGCCUUUCUGUGUUCAUAUUAUAUAUACCCAAGACCAUAGAACUGCCAUUCUCUAGACCAGCCACAAACAUACUCCCUGUAGCAUCUACCUGGACUCAUGAAAUACAUAAAGAAAUGAGUGUGUCCAUUGUUAAUAAGUAUGUUGGCAGUAACUCCAUCAAACAAAUCUCAGACCAUUGAUAGGAGGCUAAUUGGACUUCAUCUCAAUCAUGAGGUAUUAGAGGAGUUAUAAUUUCUCAAACUGUCUUAGUCUCAAACUAGAACAGUUCACAAAUACAUAAUACACUGUACAGUGAUGAUAUUCUAACCAAUAGUUUCCUUGUCCCUCACUCUGCUGUUUCCCUUACUUGCCUGCCAAUACCAAAUUGACAUACCAAAACAAUCAGAAUAAUUUCUGAGUUCUCUCUACUUUGUUUCCUAAGCAGAAACUACCCUCCAAGUUUCUCUUCUGAGACCCCACUUGGCAUGUGUGUCUUCACACACUUCAUCUAAACCUAGUCUGUGUUUUACUUAUUCCUUAUCAAGAGAUAUCUGACUUAGCUAGCUUCACCUAAAAGAACCUAAGCUUGGGUUUAUUUUAUACUUAAGGCUUGCCACUUUCUUUUAUUAAUGUAGGGUUUUACUUUUGUGUGAAAUAUCUUCCACCACUUUUGCUAUUAUACAAUGGAGUAACACAGGGAAGAUUGUGCAAACCUCCAUGACCUUUAGAAGACACUUAUGUGAGAUAAACCAUGACUACCUGGAAGAGAAGCUAGAAGACUGUAUAUUUUGACUCUAAGAAUGUCUGACAUAUUAAAUAAGACAUGGAGUCCUUUUAAUUUUCUCGUUUUGUCUCUAAACAUAUGAAGGCAAUUACAAUGCCACAUGUAUGUGGUCAAUUGUUUGCAGGGAUGCUAUAAUCAGGCCCAUUGCCCUUUGAAGGAGAUGGCAUUUUUUAAACAAUGAUAAAGUUGUUGCUAUAGUGUCUGGGUUGAGCUCUUUAUUAAUUAACAUUUAGUAGAAAUGGGAUAACAAAAAUCACAAAAGAAUUAAAGGUUUUGUAAUCUGAAGAGAAAUUUUACUUCCAUGUUUUUGUAAAAGCUAUUUUCAGACAUGAAAAAGUUCCUUUUCUCUUGCUACAUUGUAAGAUCCUCAGACCAGACUCUUUUCUGAUGACUCUGCCAGUGCAGACUUUCACAGAAGCAGGGUGAGAUGAAAUUGUCCUUCCAGUGAUGGCUAAGCUUAGUGAAUGUGCUGUCAAAAAUGAGUGACCUUUUUGUUGGUAAUCUGAGUCAUUCAAAACAAACAUCCUGGUAUUUUAAAUCAAUUGGGCAGUUCAGGCAAUUUUUUAAAAAUUUAUGACUUUUUUUGGUUAAAUGCUAGACCAUGAUUAUUGGAGUGAGUGCAGAUAAUGUGGACUUUCUGGUUCAUGUGAUGUGGACUUGUUUUUUGUAUUGUGGUCUUGUAUCUACUACUAUAAUAAGAUCAGUUGGUUAUCCUCUGUGAUCAAGUAGUUUUGCCCUUAAUGUUUUUGGCCUUCAUCAAAAAUCUGUCAUCCAGAAAUGCUAAGAAAAUUAUACAUUGCCAAACAUAAAGUUGUUCUGUUGGUGGUGUGUUCCCAGAUGUGCAAGAUAAUUGCCUAAUAAAGGUUCAAUAUAUAACAACAGCACCAUUAUUGAACAUGCUUUCAGAAUGUUCACCUUCUUUCUGCUUCCUGUUCUUUUGGAUUUGGAAACACAAUGUCAUGCUCCAAAGUCCUGUUGAUGUUGUUAGUGUCACCACUGCUUAAAAAGAGUAACGAUGCCCUUUAUGUCUUGUGUUUUCUACUGAUUAGCUUUUCCUCUAGUCCUCUGUGAAUAAAAGCUAUUUGAAAUAAA
This is a messenger RNA of Mesocricetus auratus (golden hamster), 9636 nucleotides long. It is a transcript of the gene Hdac9, whose product is annotated as histone deacetylase 9. The record is from RefSeq and is a predicted model, not a curated record. Gene Ontology annotation, biological process: negative regulation of transcription by RNA polymerase II; chromatin organization. The transcript is spliced from 26 exons. Lineage: Eukaryota; Metazoa; Chordata; Mammalia; Rodentia; Cricetidae. Gene Ontology annotation, molecular function: histone deacetylase activity. Bases 692 to 3913 code for a protein of 1073 amino acids. Gene Ontology annotation, cellular component: histone deacetylase complex.